AACAACAAACUUUUUCCCGGUAAUUUUAUGCAGCUACUGUAGGGAGCUAAAGUUGUUUAGCGUUUUCUCUUAUUUAGGCACCAACACAUUAAAGAACACUUCUACAACUAGUUUAUCCCAUCCCAGUGGGGAAAGUCGUGAGGUUAGCAAGCUAUUUAUUGGCAUGCUUGCUUAGCCAUAGUUAGUGAUUUUAACGUAACGUUAGCCGGCUAGCCAGAUAUCAACAUACAUAGCUAGUCAGUGCACUUGUUGGUGAUACGUGGAUUCAACUUGAAGAUACUUUCAUGUUUUAGAUGUCAACAUGUCCUUGAGUACAGUCCACUCCACACUGUCUAGUCUGAAAACAUGCCAGACAGAUAUUGGAACAGGGAUGGACAUUGUGACAGACGUUGCUCUGGACGUGGCAGAAACAGCAGGAAGUGAGAAUGAUGCAGUCCUGAAGAAGCUGGAGUUGAUGAUGCUGGAGUGUGCCAAACUGGACCAGGAGAUCAACUGCUUCGUCGAUGUGGUGAACUGUGUCACUGCGGAGGUGAGGAACCAGGAGCCCGAGGCCAUGUUCAGACUGAAGUCUCUGGUGAAGGACAAGUUCACUGAGAGACACAGCAGACUGUCUGAGGGAGAGAUACAGAACCACGGCAAGAUGGUCAGCUUUAAGGAGAACGUCACAAACGCACUCAAAACGGUGAACCCCGACGCAGCAGAGAAUAUGGAGGAGGAGCUGGAUGAGGACAUUGCUGUGACGCAGAGUGAGGUUAACUUCACCUGUCCCCUCACUCAGGUGGAGAUGGUGAACCCAAUGAAGAACAAGAAGUGUAACCACCACUACGACCGGGACGCCAUUAUGGGGAUGAUCAAGGCCAGGCAAAACCAGAAGAAGAAGCUACGCUGUCCGGUGGUUGGCUGUGGCAACACGGACGUGAAGCAGGGAGACCUGAUCUUAGAUCAGAUUAUGAAGAGACAGAUACAGAAGAGGUAGACUACCAAGGCAUCAUUCUGGGAUACGCCAACUCAUCAAUCCUGACAAUAAUAAUUUGACUUUUGAAUUAAUUGAGGAAAAAAACAUGACUUGUUGUUGUUGUUGUGACCAAAUGUUAUCUUGCUGCUGUGUCUGAUCGUAUUUGUUCAUCACAGAAUUGUGGUAUUCUGAAGUUUUCUGUAACAAAAACCUCUCUUUAUUUAUACUUAAGGGAUUCAUCUGUUUCAGUCAGUUAAAUAAAGGUUUUGAUAC
Salmo salar (Atlantic salmon) is the source of this 1228-nucleotide messenger RNA. It is a transcript of the gene nse2, whose product is annotated as E3 SUMO-protein ligase NSE2. Gene Ontology annotation, biological process: double-strand break repair via homologous recombination; protein sumoylation. The record is from RefSeq and is marked provisional. NCBI's taxonomy places the organism in Eukaryota, Metazoa, Chordata, Actinopteri, Salmoniformes, Salmonidae. Gene Ontology annotation, cellular component: nucleus; Smc5-Smc6 complex. Gene Ontology annotation, molecular function: zinc ion binding; SUMO ligase activity.